AUGCCUCCCAAAAGAGCUACUCGCCGGAAUGGUGGGACUCCUAAAAGGUCAACAUUCGUCAAUGAGUCUGGAUAUGAACCUAUAGUCAACCAAUACAACCAACCUGAUUUACCAGCAAUUCCAAUUGGAGCAUCAUGGAACUACGGCGCAGCUACGACAACAGCAAUGCCCAAUCGCAUGAAUGUACGCCCCACCAUGAAUAUAGAUCAAAUGGUCGAGUCCACGGAAGCCCGCAUGGAGAUCGCUCGAGAACGCACAGUCGCUGCAAAACAGAAGCAGCAGCAAGAGGCUCAAAGGGCCAAGCGUGCACCAACGCCUGAUCAGACUCAGCUUCAGCAGUCAUUGGAUAGAGCCACAGAAGAUCACCAUUCUGAUCGGACUCCAACGCCUCCUGUUCCACAUUCCGUUUCCACAGACUCCAGCCCAGGCGCAGAGCCUCCGUCACAACGACUGCUCUCAAACUCCCCAUUAUACCCAUCACCGCUCCAACGUCGUGGCUCCCGACAUGGUUCUAUUGCAAGUUCGGUUUCGCGCCACAGCUCAGUUGAUAAUGCCUCCGAAGCCUCAUGGAGUCUCGAGCGGGACAUCAACGAAGAUGAUCUACAGCGGACAAGGCCAAGCAAAUACCGUGGGGAAGCUCACGGUGAAAAUAUUUCGGCACCCCCGCGGCGUAUUUCCGGUCUGGCGAUCGUUCCCGAGGAGGAUGAAUCUAUCAAAUCCGAGGCCGGGGCGUGGAAUCCCACAGCGCAAACACCUCCUCCAGACCUUCCCCCUAGUCCACCAAGGCAAAGCUUCAUUCGCCGAUGGCUGUCAGCAAUAAAGCCCCAAAGGCCCCUCACCAUUCCGACACCCGUCGAGGCCCCAGCCCCCGAACCUCCCAGGGCACGCCGAAGAAGCUUGUUCCGACUUUUGGUGGAGUCAGCAGACAAGGGUCCCUACGCAAGUCUCAUCCGGGCAGCAAUAUGGUUAUUCUUGAUUGCGGGAUCAAUCUCGUUUUACCUAGCUGCAGUCAAGAUUCAUCAAACCCUUUAUCCCCUCGAAUGGGAUCUCGACUCAUCCUCGGGGAUGAACUCAUCUAAUCCAGAGAUCUUCCGUGGUCUUCGGAGCCAAAUAUCCAAAAUGGAUGUCAAAAUGUCAUCAUUGUCAAGCGAGCUGAGUUCUGUCGUCUCGGAGCAAGCACUUUCCAGCGCACUCGAGUCACGCCCCACAAAGGCCCCAGAUGUCGUUGUUCACCGGAAACCCAUCUACAAGGUGAACUUUUUAUCAACGGCCCUAGGCGCCUUCAUUGACCCGCUGAACACCUCUCCGACUCUUGGAUCCAAGCUCGGUGCACCCGCUCGUGCAGUCCAAUGGCUUAUUCCAGACUCAUCUGAUACCCGUGUCCGAGCACCGCAACCCCCCAUUUCCGCCCUCACCGCAUGGCAGGAAGUAGGCGACUGCUGGUGCAGCGCAUCCCGGGAAGGAUCAACCCAGCUCUCUGUGCAGCUCGGUCGAAAUAUCGUGGCCGAAGAGCUGGUCGUCGAGCACGUUCCUCUCGGGGCAUCUCUGGAACCAGAAGCAGCGCCACGGACAAUCGAGGUAUGGGCACGCUUCAGAGUGAACCGACACACGACUGCCGCGAAAGCCAAACUUACUACUGGCGCAAAUCCAGGUCGUGGCGGCUUCUUUUCUCUCUUCGGUGAUGCGACAGUUUCGCCCGAGCCUCCUGCUACUGAGGUCCCUUCAUCCCGUGAGACCGGUCUAGGUGGGUACCUCAUACCCGGAAUAGGAAGCCUUCAUGGAUUGAUCAUGGAUUUGUUGCGCCGGAGUAAUCCCUUCGAACCGGAGUCUGCUUAUUCCGAUGAUCCUAUUCUCGGUCAAAACUUCUACCGCAUCGGUAAGGUCGAAUACGACCUCCAUAGCCCGGACCACAUCCAGACUUUCAAGCUCAACACCAUUGUUGACGUCUCCACCAUCCGUGUUGACAAGGUGGUCUUCCGAGUGACUUCAAACUGGGGCUCCAAACAUACUUGUAUCUACCGGUUUAAAUUACAUGGGCACAUCUAG
Messenger RNA from Penicillium salamii, 2046 nucleotides. NCBI's taxonomy places the organism in Eukaryota, Fungi, Ascomycota, Eurotiomycetes, Eurotiales, Aspergillaceae. The record is from the annotation of a GenBank genome assembly.